Messenger RNA from Scheffersomyces coipomensis, 1400 nucleotides. RefSeq lists its product as uncharacterized. Gene Ontology annotation, biological process: catechol-containing compound metabolic process. The transcript has a single exon. Gene Ontology annotation, molecular function: catechol 1,2-dioxygenase activity; ferric iron binding. NCBI's taxonomy places the organism in Eukaryota, Fungi, Ascomycota, Pichiomycetes, Serinales, Debaryomycetaceae. The record is from RefSeq and is a predicted model, not a curated record. Bases 319 to 1332 code for a protein of 337 amino acids.
UAUAAUCUUAGUAAAAUAAAAGUAAGACCAUAUUAAUGGAUAUACUAAUCAUUCACCUUAGACCAAUUAACUAACAACCUAGAACUAAACUACAAUAUGGAGUACCCCACAAGUCAAACUCUGUUGUUAUCGGAAAACCAUUUUGGUGCGGAAAAAUAUUUAACCUCUCCCUCUGAAAUAUCAAUGGUUUUAGAAUAAGACCACCUAUUUUUAUAAGAAAUAUAUAAAUACAGUAUCAUGGUUCUUCAAGUUGAUCUAAUUUGAAUGAUUUUUUUACUGUAACCAACCCUAUUUUAUAAUUAAAGUCAUAAUAUCAUCAUGCCUUCUAAAUCUAAUGGACCAAAAUUCGUUAAUGGUCAGUUGCAAAUUCUUGAUAUGAGUGAUGAAACCAUCACUGAAAACACCAUUGCCGUUAAUUCUCAACAUAAAGAUCAAAGACUCUUGUAUGUAAUGGAACGAUUAGUUCAACAUUUACAUGAUUUUGCUCGUGAAGUAAGAUUAAGUACCGAAGAAUGGGAAGCUGCCAUUCAAUUCCUUACCGAAACUGGUAAAAUGUGUUCUGAUAUAAGACAAGAAUUUGUUUUACUUUCUGAUACUAUGGGAUUUUCUGUUUUGGUUGAUGGUAUUUCUCAUCCCAAACCUGAUACUGCUACCAUUGGUACAUUAUUAGGACCAUUCCAUACUCAUGAUGCCGAAGAACAUGAACAUGGUACUUCGAUAAGUUCAGAAGGUAAAGGUGAACCAUUAUUAAUUGAAGGGUUAAUCACGGAUACAAAUGGAAAUCCCUUAGCUGAUACUAAAAUUGAUUUAUGGCAUUGUGAUGAAAAUGGAUUUUAUGAUACUCAAUAUGCUGAUCGUGAUGGAGCUGAUAUGAGAGGAGUUGUUCAUUCAAAAUCAGAUGGUUCAUUUGUUAUAAAGGCUACAAGACCCGUCGCUUAUCCUAUUCCUCAUGAUGGUCCCGUAGGUAAAUUAUUACAAAAGCUUAAUAGACAUCCAUAUAGACCUGCUCAUAUUCAUUUUAUUAUUGAGAAACCAGGUUAUGAUAAAUUAAUUACUGCAUUAUAUCAUAAGGGGGAUAAAUAUGAAACUUCAGAUGCCGUAUUUGGAGUUAAAUCUCCCUUAUUAUUUGAAUUAGAUAAAUUAGGAGAAGAGAAGGCUAAGAAAUAUGGUAUGAAAGCUGAUGAUUGGUAUUUACAUUGGCAUUUUAAAAUUGUUACUGAUGAAGAAUCAAAAGAAUUAAAAAUUUCGAGAAAUAAAGAAGCUUUGAAAAAACUCGGUAGAUCUGAAUUAACUCUUAAUGAAGAUGGUCUUCCUGUUGCUGCUCUUGAUUAGAAUGAACCCCUAAUAGUUUGUAUAUGAUGUAAAUUUGCUUAGUAAAUACAUGAAUGUUUAUAAUUACU